Messenger RNA from Diuraphis noxia (Russian wheat aphid), 1717 nucleotides. RefSeq names its product ATP-dependent 6-phosphofructokinase (gene Pfk). Gene Ontology annotation, cellular component: cytoplasm; 6-phosphofructokinase complex. Gene Ontology annotation, molecular function: 6-phosphofructokinase activity; AMP binding; monosaccharide binding. Gene Ontology annotation, biological process: fructose 1,6-bisphosphate metabolic process; fructose 6-phosphate metabolic process; canonical glycolysis. NCBI's taxonomy places the organism in Eukaryota, Metazoa, Arthropoda, Insecta, Hemiptera, Aphididae. The record is from RefSeq and is a predicted model, not a curated record.
UGGUUGUCCUCUUCUUACAUUUUWCAUUACUAUAUAUAUCACUGUUGUAGGCUUGUAGCAGUUGUAGCACAAGUACAGUACUACAGUGUACACUGCCGUAAUUCUAGCUGACAGCAGUCAGCACAAUUUUCGUUGCCUUUGCGUCUUCCAUGUCCCGCUACUCUACCGUUGACCUUGCUUAACUUCGUUGCUCCCUUCUUCCUCGCUUAGUGUAAUGAAAUAAGUAAUAUACAUUUAAAAUAAAAYUGAACUAAAAAAAGUAACUUAUCAUACUUCGUCAAUUCAUUGACCGUGAUCCGUGACCUCUAGAGGUCGUUUCGUUGGUACUGUCUUCAAACGCACGGUUUUAAAAUAGACUAAAUAGAGUGAUACAGCAGACACUCGCGGACAUCGCGGUUGCUCAAUUGAUAGUGGGACACACAUCAGACAAUACGUUACUAUUAAUUGUCCAAUUGUCAGGGCUGAACAUGAUUGAAUAGUAACKUUAAUAUAAUACCUAUACAUAUUAUAUUGUCUGAAACAUCGUCCUCGUUCUGAGUUCAAAACCUCCUAAUUUUAUUUCGUUUGUACACAGAACAACAUUAUGGAGGAAGAUCAAAAACGAUUCAUCGAACGGGGUUCUCAUAAAGGAAAAGGACUUGCUGUUUUUACCAGUGGUGGUGAUUCGCAAGGUAUGAAUGCUGCUGUCCGUGCUGUUGUUCGUAUGGCUAUAUAUCUUGGUUGCAAGGUGUUUUUUAUUAAAGAGGGUUAUCAAGGUAUGGUGGAUGGUGGGGAUAACAUAGAAGAAGCUAAUUGGUCUUCGGUGUCAUCUAUAAUACAUAAGGGUGGUACUGUCAUUGGUUCAGCACGAUGUAUGGAUUUCAAAGAACGUGCCGGACGGCUUAAGGCUGCUUGCAACCUAGUGAAACGUGGAAUUACUAAUUUGGUAGUAAUUGGAGGAGACGGUUCUCUAACAGGAGCUAAUCUAUUUAGACAAGAAUGGUCUAGUCUUCUAGACGAACUAUUGCAAACUUCACAGAUUAAUAAGACAGAACGUGAAAAAUAUAAACAGUUGAAUAUUGUCGGAAUGGUUGGUUCUAUUGAUAAUGAUUUUUGUGGUACUGAUAUGACAAUUGGCACGGAUUCCGCAUUACAUCGCAUAAUGGAUGCAAUUGAUGCUAUUGUUUCAACGGCCUAUUCACAUCAGAGAACAUUUAUUAUGGAAGUAAUGGGACGCCAUUGCGGGUAUUUAGCUUUGGUUACGGCAUUGGCGGCAGAAGCCGAUUUUGUAUUCAUUCCAGAAUGGCCGCCUCACCAAGAUUGGGCGUCGAAAAUGUGUAAAAAAUUGCUACAGGAACGGACAGCGGGCCAGCGUUUAAACAUCAUCAUCGUGUCCGAAGGUGCCAUUGACCGUGACGGAAAGCCGAUCACUGCUGAGAUGGUGAAACAAGUGGUAGUGGACAAYUUGAAACAGGACACGCGGAUUACGGUCUUGGGUCACGUCCAGAGAGGUGGGGCUCCAUCGGCUUUCGAUAGAGUUUUGGGGUGCAGAAUGGGAGCGGAAGCUGUCAUGGCUUUGAUGGAAGCUACUCCGGAAACCGAAGCUUGCGUUGUGUCGUUGGAUGGUAACCAGGCGGUUCGUUUGCCACUGAUGGAAUGUGUCGAAAAGACUAAAGCAGUGGCCAAAGCGAUGGCAGACAAAGAAUGGGAAUUGGCCGUCCAACUUAGAGGAAGGUAA